AUGACCGGUGUCAACUCAUUUUCUGGUGACAAGAUUGAUGAGAGCAAAGUGAAAGCGCCAAACAUGUUCGAGCGAGCCAGAGAGGAGUUCGAGGCUGUGCUUGGUUCUAUGCAUCAACACAAGAGCUCAAGCUCAAGGGACUUUUCUGAGAAAAUGGAAUUCAAAUCCGAGAAACCAGUGGCAGAGGAAGGAAAGAAGAAGCCGACCAUGAUGAAGAAGGCAAAGGAAGAGAUCAGAUCUCUGUUCCAUCUAAAGGAGAAACCUCAUCGUCCUCAUUACCUUCACAGCGAUUCUCAUGGAAGGAGUGACAGUAUCGAUGCGAACACUCCGGUGAAUGCGGUGAAGGCUCCAAGUGUUUUCGGGAGAGCCAAGGAAGAGAUCGAGGCCGUCAUCGACUCCAUCCAUCCCAAGAAUAAGGAGAUCGAACCAGAGAAGGAGAGAGCUGGAUUCGGAUGCGCUCUUGGAGCCGGGCUUGAGAAGAUUUGCUCUCCUUGGGGUAGUCGUAAAAAAGAUUGA
Microthlaspi erraticum is the source of this 516-nucleotide messenger RNA. The record is from the annotation of a GenBank genome assembly. Lineage: Eukaryota; Viridiplantae; Streptophyta; Magnoliopsida; Brassicales; Brassicaceae.